CUCUCUCUCUCUCUCUCUCUCUCUCUCUCUCUAUCUCUCACCUGUAACAAAAACUUAAGAGCUUCUUCAGAGUCCCCAAAAACCAAACCCACUCUCACUCCUUCCUCCCCUCUCUCUCUCUCUCCUCUUUAUCUCGCCUCAAAACCACCGAAACCUAACCCUAAUCUCCUUCCUCACCUCCUCUCCGGCGACUAUGACCUGAACCUCAGCCCCGCCGGCGAGUCCAUCUGUACGGAUCGAGAGAAACGAGCGAGGAGAGAAACAGAGCAGAGAGAGAGAGAGAAAAAGGCCGCGCGAUGCCGCCGUCGCAUUCCGAUCUGGACCGCCAGAUCGAGCACCUGAUGCAGUGCAAGCCGCUGCCAGAGGCGGAGGUGAAGACGCUGUGCGAGCAGGCGAGGGCGAUCCUCGUCGAGGAGUGGAAUGUGCAGCCGGUGAAGUGCCCCGUCACCGUCUGCGGCGACAUCCAUGGACAGUUCCACGAUCUCGUCGAGCUCUUCCGGAUCGGCGGCAGCGCUCCCGAUACCAAUUACCUCUUCAUGGGUGACUACGUAGAUCGAGGAUACUAUUCAGUGGAGACUGUCUCGCUUCUAGUAGCUCUGAAAGUACGUUAUAGAGAUAGAAUCACAAUUCUGAGAGGAAAUCAUGAAAGUCGGCAAAUAACUCAAGUGUAUGGUUUUUAUGAUGAGUGUUUAAGGAAAUAUGGAAAUGCUAAUGUCUGGAAGUACUUCACUGACCUUUUUGAUUAUCUGCCCCUUACAGCCUUGAUUGAGAGUCAGAUCUUCUGCUUGCAUGGUGGACUCUCUCCCUCUUUAGACACUUUAGACAACAUUCGUGCUCUGGACAGGAUACAGGAGGUUCCUCAUGAGGGCCCAAUGUGCGACCUUCUGUGGUCUGACCCGGAUGAUCGAUGCGGCUGGGGAAUAUCUCCUCGGGGUGCUGGAUACACAUUUGGGCAGGACAUUGCUGCGCAGUUCAACCACACUAAUGGGCUCACUCUAAUAUCUAGGGCUCACCAGCUUGUUAUGGAAGGCUAUAAUUGGUGUCAGGAAAAGAAUGUGGUGACAGUGUUUAGUGCUCCGAAUUACUGCUACCGAUGUGGAAAUAUGGCUGCAAUUCUUGAGAUUGGAGAGAAUAUGGAGCAGAAUUUCCUUCAGUUCGAUCCAGCACCCCGUCAGGUUGAGCCUGAUACGACUCGCAGAACACCCGACUAUUUUUUGUAAUUCCCUUCACAUUAACUUUCCGAGCAUUGGCAAUUUUUGUUUUGUUGUGUCGUGUUUUUGUAGAUUUGUCUCGCAGGAAAAAAAAAAAAAGGAGUUUUGGUGUUUAAUUCAGGAAAAAAGAAAACAGCAAAAACGUUUGCAUCAUUAUUAUGUUGGUUAAUAUUGUUCCGUUGUCAAGUUCAGAUGAGUUUAUAGAAUUUACCGUUAUAGUUCAUAGGCGCUUCUUUGUCUUGUAUUAGAAAGCUCACGAAGACAAGAAUAACAAUUUAUCUUUCACAUUAGUUGCAUUCUUUAUGAAACAAUAGUUUCUAUUUACUAGCGAUUCUGAGCUUUACAACUUUGAGAAAUGAACAAUGGAACAUCUGAAACGUCAAUUAUUUCAUAUGUAUUCUCUUCAAAUUAGUGAUGUGUUUCUACGUUUGCCCAUCUCCUUCGGAAAUG
Messenger RNA from Morus notabilis, 1661 nucleotides. Its product is annotated as serine/threonine-protein phosphatase PP2A catalytic subunit. Bases 297 to 1220 code for a protein of 307 amino acids. The record is from RefSeq and is a predicted model, not a curated record. Gene Ontology annotation, cellular component: cytosol. Gene Ontology annotation, biological process: peptidyl-serine dephosphorylation; mitotic cell cycle. The transcript has 6 exons. NCBI's taxonomy places the organism in Eukaryota, Viridiplantae, Streptophyta, Magnoliopsida, Rosales, Moraceae. Gene Ontology annotation, molecular function: protein serine/threonine phosphatase activity.